Messenger RNA from Phymastichus coffea, 1459 nucleotides. RefSeq lists its product as uncharacterized. NCBI's taxonomy places the organism in Eukaryota, Metazoa, Arthropoda, Insecta, Hymenoptera, Eulophidae. The record is from RefSeq and is a predicted model, not a curated record. The transcript has 4 exons. The coding region runs from base 764 to 1384 and encodes 206 amino acids.
UGCGGUAAUGGCGAUCGGUGUUGGCGUGGUGGCGCGACGCAAGUGCGAAUUGGCGGGCGCUGCGACGAUGGGGUUGUCGCGCUGGCGGAAGACUCCGUGCGAGCACGACGGCAGGAUGUCAGCCGUUGCUUUCCUGACGAGCGACACAAAGAUGUAGGAGGCGCAGCGCUCGAAGUCGACGAUCGGCGACAAGCAAGAGAAGCGAGGAGCGAAAAGCAGGCAGCUCCGGUCGCGAGCAGCGCUAAUUGAAGAAAGAUCGCCGAGCGCGCGCGCGAAUACGCCGUCGCGGCGGCUCCACGCAUCGAACAGCGUAUAGAUUGGGGGAACCAGUGAUUGACUCGUGAGAAACGAGGAGAGCAAUAAUUGAGAGACGCGAUGUGCGGGCUUUCUCGUGUCUCGUGAUAUCAGCGCGCUCUCGACGGCUGGCUGUCGUCGCUCUGCAGCUUCGCGGCCGUAACCGGCGGCCGAUCGAUAGCCACGCGAUAUAUCGUCACACGCGCGGCUCCAACCAGUUCAAUAAAGCUCGGACAGCAAACACGGCAAUGCGCGUUAUAACGACGCGGGCUCGCGGGGAUUUCGGCUUGCACUCUCCCCCACGCGCGCGAAGGCAUAGGCUAGCUCUCUGCGAGGUGGCGGCGACGAGCGACUGCAACAAACAGAGCACGGCCGUUGACGGAUUCACUUGGCACCUGCCAGCACCACACAGUCGCAGCAGCGCCAGUCGUCAUGCGGCCAGUCGCUGUUAUUCUCCAUCUCCUUCACGAUGACUUUUCUACCUUCUCGACAAUAUCAACGAAACGCUCGCGCGCAGGUGAGCAAACUGUUGGCGCUGAGUCGCCUUUGCCUUGGCAUCGGGAGACCGACCCUCUACGACGCGGGCACCGCCAGCAACGAGCUGCUCGCUUGGCUGCGAGACUCCGCUCGAUCCGCCAAGCCGAUUGUCCUACCUGAGGACAACCUGCGCGAGGAGCAGGCGUCCUUCGGCGCUUUCGACGAUCUGGUGUCCUCGCUGCAAGACGAACGGCCGUUCACCAGAACCGAUCGCAGCUUGGUGCCCGAGUAUCGACAUCUAUGCGAGACGGCAACGCGCAAGGUCGAGUUCAACGGCGAUCCCAAUUAUGAGUACCAACCGCCACAUUACUAUGAGGUUUUUUGCAAGAGCUUCUCCCUCGUAGAGAGUGAGUCGUCGCUGAAAGUCGAGCCGCCAGAAAAACAGAAGUGUGCCCACCCGAGCUUUCAUUGCAUACAGAGGAGUCGCACGCUGUUCAUGCUGAGGCGCCGCUGGGAUGCCGCAUGCUGGGAACCGACGACCAAGGUCGUCGCUAGCGGCUGCGACUGCAUGUGGCCUACCUCCACUCUCGGCGACGUCACUAUGCACUACUAGUCAGCAGUAUUAUUUCACUUGCAUGUACUUAUUGCACAGCUACCUCGCAAUAAAACUCUAAUCAAUGACAAGCGC